Messenger RNA from Cornus florida, 1270 nucleotides. RefSeq lists its product as uncharacterized. NCBI's taxonomy places the organism in Eukaryota, Viridiplantae, Streptophyta, Magnoliopsida, Cornales, Cornaceae. The transcript has 3 exons. The record is from RefSeq and is a predicted model, not a curated record. Bases 453 to 731 code for a protein of 92 amino acids.
AUGUGUCGGCAUAUAAAACUAGUCGUGGAGAGCAGUCAGUUUCACCAUCAAAGUUCUUUGGAUAAUUUGGCUUUUAUACAGGAGGAUCACAUUUUCUUUGGUUGUCGCUUCUUUGUCAUUUUGGAGGAUGUCUAAAGUUUGGGACCCAUUUAACACGUGAGGACGGUGCAUGUUGUCAAUUCUACAAGGGAAACAAAUUGGUCAUUUUCAAAUUAACCUACACCAAUCCCUUCUCCACCAACUAUGAUCUAUCGCUCGAGGAAAAAAAAAAAAAAAACUUACUAUGAUCUAUCUCUCUUAGUUGGGACUCCUGGCCACAACCCUUUGCCUUUCACACUUCCUAGGUCAUUCAUUGUCCAUUAUCGUACUCACAAACUCACUCUCAUGUGUUAUUUAUACGUUCUCUUCCUUUUGAAGUGUAGUGUGUUUGUGACAAUCAGAGAUAUAGUAUCAUGGGAGACUCCUCUGCUUCAUACAUACACAUGUUGCAGCACCUGAUAGAGAAGUGUCUGACCUUCGGCAUGACAAAAGAAGAGUGCAUGGAAGCCCUUCUUAAACAUGCGGACAUCAAACCAGUCAUCACUUCCACUGUGUGGAACGAGCUAGAGAAAGAAAACAAGGAAUUCUUUGAGGCAUACAAUCAAUCCCGGAGCAAAGAUGAUCGAAUGUCCGAGGAGGAGAUGACCCAAAUGAUCAAGAUGAUGAUAUCAGAAUCCAAGUCCGAUGACUGAGAAGCUAUAUGUAUAUGAGGUCUGGAUUGUGGGUGGCAAACAUGGUAUUGCUGUUGGUUAGUACCAUAUCCAGCCGGCAAACUCAACUCAGUAGUACUUUGAUAAGUAUGUGGUCCUCACUCAACUUGAAUCGAUCUAUGUGGUCCAUGUAUAUUAAAUACUGUAUAUGGAGUAAUAAGGAAGAGGAAGGAGAAGGUUGGGCCUUCGUUUAACCAGGUGGUGAUUGGAGAGUUUCCAUAACCGUUUCUUGGUCCGGUACCGCAUGUAAGUACCGCCUAGUUAUUAUAUACUUUCUACUGAUUAUUUGGAGUACUCUUUAUAGUGUCGUGUGUUUUAUUGGAUUGGAUUGUACAAUGUCGACAAUAACUAUGUUUGAAUCGAAUAAAAGUGGGGAGGCCUUUGUCUAAGCAGGUGGUUGUUGGAGAGUUUUUAUGACUGUCUAUUAACCGGGAUACCACAUAUAAUUACUGCUGAGUUAUUAUGUAUUUUCUCGUAAUUAUCUGGAGUACUCUUGUGUUUUAUUGGACUGGACUAUGUUU